AUGACCGAAGUACUGUCUUUCGCUACUCGAGAUAUGGAAACCGUGAGUGCUUCUCUUCAUCCUCACAUAAGUCUCCAGAGGCCCUUCAGGAAUAGCGGAGGCUUUACCCUGGCAUCAGACGGGAGACAAUCUCCUAGCCCCUUUAGGUCGGGCUCGGGGAGAAAAAGGGCGUCGGCCAUCAACACUGCGGAUGCCAACCACGGCAUGUUUGAGCCACUCAAUGUUGGUGCUUCUAGUCAAGAUGGCCCCCGCGAUAUAAUAUGUCUGUGUACCCCGGCACCCAAGAUACCCAGACCAAGAAAUGCAUUCAUUUUGUAUCGCCAACACCAUCAGUCACAAGUCACCGCCGAAAACCCCAAGCUUUCGAAUCCAGAAAUAUCCAAAAUUAUUGGAGACAAGUGGAAACACGAAAGUGAAGAUGUCAAGGACAACUGGAAGAAGCUGGCUGAAGAGGAGAAGCAGCGCCACCAGCAUCAGUAUCCAAAUUACCGAUACCAGCCUCGAAGGAGUGCCAAGAAUCAAAGCACCUGGACGAGCACAUCACCAUCGGAUGAGCAUGGUCGAUGCCCGAAAUGCCAUGGCCGUUCCAUUUCAACACCAAGGACACCUUCGACGCCGUAUUCAACCUCACCAGCUGGAAAUUUCACACUGGCGUCCCAGCCUCAGCCAGGGUUAAGGCGGCCAGACACGGCUGCCUUGUCUCGUCGAUCGAGCUUUGAGCAAUCCCCGACCAGUGGGCUGCCGUUCACCCACCAGCUGCCGCCUGUUCGGGACGUUGAAAAAAGUGAGCCGAGUUCUCCUGAGAUCAAACGGCGACGUGCGAAUGGUGUAGGCGGGUACCAUGUCAUCGCUGGAACAGCCGGGGCAUACACUACCAGACCACCUGCACCCCCGGAUUUGAGCCGCACACUGCCGGAGGGCACUACUGGUCGGGUGAGGCAUUACGUCGGGACGACAUUGCCAGACCUGGCCAGCCUUCCGAGGUCACAGAGCGGUCCUAUGCCACCGCCUCUGCGGCCUCCAGGGUCCUACAAUGAGCCUCUGGGUCGUCGACACAGUGGCUUUGACGAAUCUCUUCGGUUGCCGCCCCUUCAAACGUCAAUUCCUCCCUCGCCUUCGAGGUCGCCAGGGGUGGAAAGUAGGCAUGCAGACAUACCGUCAGCGAGAUUAAAUGUCUCACCGACGAGGAAGCCACACUCGAUCAGCCAAGAGACAAUGGCGAUGAAGAAACCAAACUUGAGCCAGAAGCUAGGCAUUUUGUCCACCAUUACACGGGUGUUGCCUCCAGAAGGUCAGCAUGGGCCACAUCGUGACAGGCGAGGGGUGUUCAUCGCCGUUGAAGGCAACGCAAGCAAAGGGCUUCUUGAUGAGGUUGGUGUGUCUAUAGAGAAAGCCUUGGCGGCAGGCGGAGAUGUGGCCCUUAAAGUAUGGUCAAAUGAAGCUGGUCUGGCGGAAGGGAGAUCGACUAAGACCUCUGCUGAAACUGAUCAAGGGAAUGAUGGUGCUGCCGUGGACAGUCUGCUCUCAGAAUACUUUGAUACCAUUUUAUCUUGGCGGCAAAAGUCAAAGCAGAUUGCCUAUCACGUCACAGGCGGACGUGCUGGAGGCACUAUUCAAGACCAAGACCAGGAGAAGGAUUCAAAGGUGGUGCAAGCUCCGUUGACUGAGGUAUGCACUCCGCCAGAUGAUGGGAGACGUCCAACGGCUGCGCCAAAAAUGCCGGUUGCUUUGGUGAAGGGUGGUUUCAGUCUGACCAUUUCAGACAAGUAUGCUUCUGCCAUGACCAUGUCGGACAGAUACAGCCCUGUAGACCAUUGGCAAUGGACGGCCAGUCUUUGGCGGGGAACUGCCAAUCCUGAUCUGGUUGUGCAUAUACAAGAAAGUCAGGACGAUGCUGCCAAGCCAGGCGUUGUCGACAUCUCGAGAAAUAUGGGACUGAUCUCUGUAAGAGUAUUGACCGGGCAAGGCUUGGAUGAAGCAACAGAGCGCAGGAUGGCCUUUGAGGUGAUGGAAUGGAUGAGGGAGGCCUUCUCCCGAGACUGA
Metarhizium brunneum ARSEF 3297 is the source of this 2043-nucleotide messenger RNA. RefSeq names its product Repressor of filamentous growth 1 (gene RFG1). Gene Ontology annotation, molecular function: DNA-binding transcription factor activity, RNA polymerase II-specific; RNA polymerase II cis-regulatory region sequence-specific DNA binding. NCBI's taxonomy places the organism in Eukaryota, Fungi, Ascomycota, Sordariomycetes, Hypocreales, Clavicipitaceae. Gene Ontology annotation, biological process: cell differentiation; negative regulation of transcription by RNA polymerase II; anatomical structure morphogenesis. The record is from RefSeq and is a predicted model, not a curated record.